AUGGGUAAAAGUUUGAGGGAUGUAGAUGGAAUGCCUCUUCCUGAUUCUUCUUUGAUAAAAGAUUCAGGAAAUUGCUUGCUAAAUGAAGAGCUUGAAGAUGAUCCUUUGGAUAAGAGCUUGAGAGAUAUUCCCUUAUCAAGAUAUGAAAAUAGUUGUGAGAAACCUUUUAAAGGUCUUUCACCAUUUUUCAAAAUCUAUGAGCUUAAGCAAAAUAUGAGACCCCAUAGUAAAAGAGUUAACAAUUCUAAGGCUGCUGGAUUUGCUUCUUUUGACAUAUGUUUGUUACAAAUUGGAGAUGGUUCCUUUUAUGAUGAUGUUCAUGAAUACCUUAUUCAACUUCCUUCUGACAUCAAUCUAGAAUCAGUUGAAGAUCUGAUGAAAUGCAUUGUUGAAGCUGUUUAUCCAUCACUUUUGGACAAGUAUUGUGAUCCUGCAUAUUUGAAGGAGAGAGCUAUUUUAAAGCCAAAAAAUGAAAUGGUUCACGAGUUGAAUGAAAUGAUAAUGAAUUUAAUACCAGGUGAAGAGAGGACUUAUUUUAGUUUAGACAACAUUUGCAAAGCAAGUGUGAACAUGAAUGAUAAAAAUCUUUUGCACCCAAUAGAAUUUCUGAAUAGAUUGAAAUUUGUUGGGAUUCCCAAUCAUGACAUAUGCCUCAAAACAUAG
Molecule: messenger RNA, 663 nt
Organism: Hevea brasiliensis (rubber tree)
Lineage: Eukaryota; Viridiplantae; Streptophyta; Magnoliopsida; Malpighiales; Euphorbiaceae
Exons: 3
Coding region: 1-663 (220 amino acids)
Source: RefSeq, a predicted model, not a curated record